AUAUGAUAUAAAGCCAAAGCAAUGAAUCCCUCCUAAGUCCUCAUCAUCAUCUCUCCUUCAACUUCAAGUUAUCUCUACACUCUACUACCGCCUGCGAUCUCCAGUUCAGUACAUAUGUUUUAUUUAAUCUGACCUUCAACUUCAAAUUUUUCUACACAAUCAUUUGAUUCAAUCUAGCUGCAGCUCCAUUCUUUUCUCUUUCGGUUGCACAUAUUUUUUGUUUUAACCGGCAAAAACACCUUAUCAAAUGAUGAGACCAUCCAAAACAAACUUGCCUUCCAACCUUAAACUAACAAUUCUCGGCGUCUUUCUUGCUUUUCUUCUCAUUUUCAUCUUAAGAACAAACUUUUCAUCUUCGCCACAAGAUUCAACUUCAAUUUCACGAAAUGGAGCAUUAAAAGAAUCGAACUCUAUCGAAGUAGUAGAACCAAGAACAAAAUGCCCAUCUUCUUCUGAUCAACCCAUAAAAACCUGCAACAAGAUCCCAUCAACCAUCGCGGAAGCUCUAAUGCAUUACUCAACUUCAAACAUCACACCUCAACAAACAUAUAGCGAGAUUUCAGUUACCGCUAAAAUACUAGAAAAGAAAUCUCCAUGCAACUUUCUAGUCUUUGGUUUAGGCCAUGACAGUCUAAUGUGGAGUACAUUAAAUCACGGCGGCCGAACAGUUUUUCUAGAAGAAGACAAGUCCUGGAUUGAACAGAUUAAAGAAAGGUUUUCGAUGUUAGAGUCUUACCACGUCGAGUACGACCACAAAGUAAACCAGGCAGAUAAUCUGAUGGGACUUGCUAAACGCGACGAAUGCAAAUUAGUAGGUGAUCCAAGACAUUCCGCCUGCCAACUAUCUCUAAAAGGAAUGCCAAAUGAGAUUUAUGAGAUAGAAUGGGAUUUAAUCAUGGUUGACGCUCCGACCGGGUACCACGACGAGGCACCGGGAAGGAUGAGUGCUAUAUACACAGCUGGGAUGAUGGCAAGAAACAGAGAAGAAGGUGAGACUGAUGUUUUUGUACAUGAUGUGAAUAGAGUUGUGGAGGAUAAAUUUUCUAUGGCAUUUCUAUGCGAAGGCUACAUGAAGAUACAGGAAGGAAGGUUAAGACAUUUCACAAUUCCUAGUCACAGAGAGACCUCUGGGAAGCCAUUUUGCCCUUGAGCACUUUUGUUUUGCCAUAUGAAGGCCUUUUUAUGUAUCUGUCCUUUUUUUUUACUUCCUCUCAGAUUUUUUUCUAGUAUAAAUUUGUUAUUAAAAUUUUCAUAUAAUACCAGUAAAUUCAAGGACCAUUAUUAUGGGUGUUUUACCUAA
Papaver somniferum (opium poppy) is the source of this 1300-nucleotide messenger RNA. Its product is annotated as glucuronoxylan 4-O-methyltransferase 1-like. Gene Ontology annotation, biological process: xylan biosynthetic process. The coding region runs from base 248 to 1150 and encodes 300 amino acids. Lineage: Eukaryota; Viridiplantae; Streptophyta; Magnoliopsida; Ranunculales; Papaveraceae. The transcript has a single exon. The record is from RefSeq and is a predicted model, not a curated record.